This is a messenger RNA of Lodderomyces orthopsilosis Co 90-125, 1785 nucleotides long. RefSeq lists its product as uncharacterized. The record is from RefSeq and is a predicted model, not a curated record. The transcript has a single exon. NCBI's taxonomy places the organism in Eukaryota, Fungi, Ascomycota, Pichiomycetes, Serinales, Debaryomycetaceae. The coding region runs from base 1 to 1785 and encodes 594 amino acids.
AUGACACAAUUUUAUGCACAAACACAAUUUAUAUAUCUACAGCAAGCAUUACAAAAUAAUAACCUUCUUUAUACUUCUUUUCCUCUACACAACUUCGAUAUGUCCCACAGAUCAUUAUACAAGGGAAAACGAUUCGAUAAGGAGGGUACAUUAUCCGCCUCGUCUUCUCGAGCUCAGUCAGCCAUCGGAACUCCUUUACGAUCAGACGACUCUGACUACGAAAGUGAUUAUGAAGAAGGCGAAUUGUUAAAGAUCGAGGAGAUCUUGCGAGAAAAGCUUACCAAUUUGAAUCAACAAGAUAUGGGAGAAGUUGCUAAAGAAGAUCGAAUAAGUUCGGGAGACAGGCGUCAAUACGAAGCUCAUCAAUUGAAUAAUAAACGAAUUCAGGAAAAUUCCAACAUUAAUGAAAUUAUCAAGUCGUUGACUUUUUCACGUACUGAUAUUAGUUCAAGGUCGAGAGAGCUAUUAUUGGCUCAGCUUUACAAAGUUGUUGUUUCGAAGCCGUUGGUGGUUUAUAAUGAAGAAAAUGUGGGGAACCGAUUGAAUUAUGUUGAUGAGGAUACGGUGAAUACAUUGAUUAAUCAGUUUACUAGUGGUAAUUAUCGAAGUGAAUUGGAGUUUCAAUAUCUAUAUCGUUCAUUGAUUGCUUUGAUUUGCAGUGAUGUAGAUGAAUUUGGUGCGUUGAUUAGUAAUGACUUGUUAACCAAAAUUCAACAUUUAAUCACUGAACCAACAAAUAGUAUUGUAACUGCAGAAAACAAAUCAGAUAUCAUAUUAGGAUAUACUGUAUUAACUGUGGUGUUGCACAAUGGAUCUUCAAGUUUUGGAGUUGAUGACAGAGUCAAUAUGUUGAUGGAAAUUGCUGAAGGAUAUAGUGCUAGUGCAUUGGCAUUACAAAAGGAAGUGGAACAAGGUGAUCGCGAACACUCUACAUUCAUAACUGAUAAGAAUUUGGAUAAGAAGUUGGUUAAUGAAGCCAACGCCAAAGUUGUUGCUGAAGCUUCAGUUGCCGUUGCUGCUCUACAUGGAGUUGGGUGUCUUUUGACUUUAUUGCGUCGUGGAGAGUACUUGAAUGAGAUUGUUGAGGAUUUAAUGGUGAAGUUGGUGCCGCUUUUGGAUAAUGAUGAAAACAGAGAUAUUGCCAAAGCGGCAGGAAGAACCAUUGCUGUUAUUUAUGAGUUGUAUGACUAUGGAAACGAUGAAGAGGAAAAUGAGGAUGAGGAUUACAAUUUAAAUUCCCCUUAUUAUGAGCAAGAAUCAUUGAUUUCGAUAUUGACUAGGCUACUCAAUUUAUCUUCGAAGAAGGUGUCGAAAAAGGAUAAAAAAGAAAUCAGUUCGGUAUUCAGGAAUAUCAUCAACACUAUUGAAACGUACACUGAUAACAAUAAGAGGCAGCAGGUUUAUAAAAGAACAGAAGAGGGUGUUGAGCUACUCAAUAGUUGUGUUGACACUAUAAGCAUCAAACUAUCAAAGUACAAACAGUUACGGAUUAAUUCAUGGUAUCUUGCUACAAGACUAAGACAUUUGAAAUGGUGUUUCAGCUUUGGAUUGCAUAGUCAACUAGUUGCAAAUGAUUCAAUUAGAGAUGUGUUGAAGGAACCAGACAAUGAAUACUCCUACGGUAGUCAUGGUAUUGAUGUUGACGAAAUUGAAGACCAUGAAGUUUUACAUGAAUAUAUGGAUCAAAAACAUUCCACUGAUGAGAAACUGAGACAUGAACGAAGAAAAAAGGAAAGAAUGGCCAAAAUCGAUGAUCAGUUGGAAGGAUUGAAUUUAAAUACAUGA